Molecule: messenger RNA, 2175 nt
Organism: Macadamia integrifolia
Lineage: Eukaryota; Viridiplantae; Streptophyta; Magnoliopsida; Proteales; Proteaceae
Product: glycosyltransferase BC10-like
Exons: 2
Coding region: 656-1741 (361 amino acids)
Cellular component (GO): membrane
Molecular function (GO): glycosyltransferase activity
Source: RefSeq, a predicted model, not a curated record
GACUCAGGAGGCCGAUUCCAUUCCCGAUUUCGUGUUUAAAUUUUUUUUGUCCAAUUUCAAGUCACCAAUUAUGUACGAGCUAACGCUCUCACUGACGCCGUUAAUCUCGACGGAAGGGAAAGGUGUCUUCCUGCCAGACAUUUCAUCCCCGCCUUCAUCACAAACAAUUAGCAGAAGCUCUCCCAUCUCCAUCUGCAUCCCCCCAUCUGUCUUACUGUUACUGUGUCUUUGAUCUUUGAUCUUUGAUCUUCUCUAGUCACUCUGCUAAUGACUGAUCUUACCUUUCUUUACUUCUCUCACCCAUUACGCACAUCAAGAACUCAGAAAGACCACAACAGAAAAUAACCCUAAUUUUGGUUUGUUUGGUCAAUUGGGUUGGAGUGGAAAGCUAAUUUUUUUCAUCUUCUAGAUCUUUUGAUGAUGUCUGCAACAACCAGCAUCAGAGAAACCCUUUAUUUAACGGUUUGAUCCAUUCAAGCCCUAAUCUUGUUCUCACUUCCACAGGAAGAGGGCUCACGAAAAAGCCCUCAAUCGCCAUUUUUCUGUUUGUCUUGUUCCUCUUGGUUUCUGAUGAGAAAACCCUAAAAAUUAGAGAAAAUUGGCAUUUGGGGGUUUGUUGGGUUCCAUUGUGCCACAUCCAUCGUUCCUCUGAGCCAUGUUUUCAACCCCAUUUGUGCUCUCCUUCGCUCUCUUACUCUCUUUGCCUCUGUUAUUUCUUCUCGCUCCUCGAAUCCUUCCUCCUCGUCACGUUCCGAUCUCCCUUCCUGACGAACUUGACGAUCUAGCCCUCUUUCGCCGAGCGGCUCUUGCUUCCUCACAUUCCUCUUCCGCUACCGCUGCUGUUUCACGCCUGGGCACAACUAAUCCCCCGCCAAAGAUCGCCUUUUUCUUCCUCACGAAUUCUGACCUCACCUUCGCUCCUUUGUGGGAACGAUUCUUCAAGGGCAAUGAACAUCUCUACAAAAUCUACAUCCAUGCCGAUCCAUCAGCCAAAGUGAAGUCUCCCGGUGGGGUAUUCGAAGGUCGAUUUAUCACUGCGAAGAAGACCCAUCGCGCGUCUGCGACCCUAAUCUCCGCCGCUCGGAGACUCUUGGCCACCGCACUCCUCGAUGACCCUUCCAAUACCUUCUUCGCUCUGCUCUCUCAACACUGUGUCCCACUCCAUUCAUUCCGUUUCGUCUACCAUUCCCUCUUUGCUUCAUCUCCCGCCGAUUCAUCGGAUGAGUCUGAUUCGUAUUGGUCCCGAUUCGGGCGAGUCAAGUACCGAAGCUUCAUAGAGAUACUGGACAAAGAGCCAACUCUUUGGGAUAGGUACACAGCGAGAGGGAAGGGGGUGAUGAUGCCGGAGGUACCAUUCGAAGAUUUCCGAGUUGGGUCACAGUUCUUCGUAUUGACGAGACGCCACGCGUUGCUGGUAAUCAAGGAUCGGAGGCUAUGGAGGAAAUUCAGGCUACCCUGUUUGAAGCUUGAGUCUUGCUACCCAGAAGAACAUUACUUUCCCACUUUACUUUCCAUGGAGGAUCCCAAAGGUUGCACCCACUACAGUCUCACAAAUGUGAAUUGGACUGGAAGCAUCAAUGGUCAUCCUCAUACCUACCGGAGUGCCGAAGUGUCUCCGGAGCUAGUGUACAGGUUACGGUUUUCCAAUUCAACUUACUCGUACCUGUUUGCCCGGAAAUUCUCGGCGGAUUGCUUGCAACCCUUGCUGGAGAUCACAGAUAGUGUAAUUUUCCGGGAUUAAAGUGGAACCCAACAGGCAAAGAAAGCAGCAAGUCAGGGGCAUCAAGUGGAGAGAGACUCAAAUGAGGAAAGCAAAGCAAAGCAAAGAUAAGAGAUGAGAGGGAAUAAGGUUUCGCGGGAGGCUUCAGAAGAAAAGAUUGAAGCCAGAAAGAGAGAGAGUGUGUGUGUGACAGGAGCCCCAACUCAAAAGCCAAAAGAAGUUUUGGUUUUGUGUGAAGGUGGUGGUGGUGGUGGUGGGGGUAGUGAUGGGUUGAUUAAUUGUGAAGUCAGGUGGGGACUGACUACCUAUGGUUUGUAUAUAUUUUGUAGUUUUAUUAUUUAAGUGUGAAUUGAAAUCAUCAUCCUACUCAUAUACCCCUUUUUUAAAGGUUGAAAACUUAAAAAAGAAAAAAGAGAAAAAAAUAGACAAGGCACUAUGGCCAAAUAUAUGCCCAA